Messenger RNA from Melanotaenia boesemani (Boeseman's rainbowfish), 1832 nucleotides. RefSeq lists its product as uncharacterized. The transcript has 8 exons. The coding region runs from base 694 to 1440 and encodes 248 amino acids. The record is from RefSeq and is a predicted model, not a curated record. NCBI's taxonomy places the organism in Eukaryota, Metazoa, Chordata, Actinopteri, Atheriniformes, Melanotaeniidae.
UGUUAUAAACGUGGCUAAUCGGUGUGUGAGACGUGGGCGGACGUGGGACUGGAGUAGCGGGGUUUGGUUCAGACGGUCGAUUCCAGCAGCUUACAGGAACAGCUGAAUUUAUACUGAUUGGUUGAUCACUGAUCUUUCUGUGUUUACUCUGUAACUGGAAUAAUGUUCAAAGCCAUUUUUUGUGCUUGUUAUUCUACUCGGCUCCUUUUCCAAGGUUGUAUAACAACGGUUCUCCCCUUCAUGCGAAUGCUGAAAAGCCAUGCUUCAUGACAUUGUUAAAUAAUCAUGGAAAUGUGAUUUUAAGGGGGACACAAUUGUUUCAAAAAGACACUUAAGCGUGGAUUUUGUUACAGCCUUACAGGUCGAACAACAACCAUCUAACAAUGAUGUUGAAAUUUUACAGUUUAAGUGGUGAAACUGAGCAUAAUGGAACCAGAAUGCAUACCAUCAGGAACAACUCCCUCCUUCUCCUGUGUCUGACCUCUGACUCAGAAAGCAGCACUUCCCUCAGACCACCGAUCCCGCCCCCUGCAGAGGAUUGGAUUCCCCGGCAGUCUUGGGGCGGGAUUCCUUCUCCCACAGCCACCAAAACAUUGCAAAACCCUCCAUCUGGGGCCUGGAAGCAGCCGAUGACACCAAAAGCUAAUAAAAAAGAGGAAAACUCGAGUUGAAGUUCCAGCAGGUCUUGUGAUCAUGGCAGAUGAGGAAGCCAUCAGCCCAGCCCAGAGCCCCUUGGUCGCUGUCACCUUUCAGAGAAAUGUCCACAGGAAGGAGAAGUACCUGGAAGCUGAACCAAAAGCUCUUGGGAUAACUCAGAUCGGCCUCAGUGUGUAUAAGAUCAUCUGUGUUGGCAUGUUUCAGGCUCAAGGCCUGAGUGAACUGUCGACUGACAUACCUUUCUAUAUUGCAUCACUGCUGAUAGUUAUAGCUGGGAACAUGGCUGUAGCAGCGAAGAACCUCCACCUGCCAACGAUAAAACUGGGACAGGGGCCAGAAUAUCCAGUCCAAGCUGUUCACCUUGUUUGGGGCUCUUCCUUUGGGGUCCCAGUAGCCCCAUUUUCACCAAGAGGUCCGACUCAGGAGCUGAGGGCCUGUUUGGGGAUGCAGAUUGUGGCGUGUGGCGCCUCCAUCUUCAACAUCAUCUGCAGUUUGAUCAAAAUGGAACAAAUGUCCUUUUACUGCUGGCGUUAUUACUAUGACAACGAGAGCACCACGACGCCUUAUAAUGACAUCUGCCAACAGAUUACGAACGUCCAUUCCCACUUCUACGCUGGCGGAGUGCUCAUCCAGGUGACGCUGCUGGCCAUCUCUGCCACUCUGGCAGCCUACAGCUGCAAGGUGGUCAACUGUUGUGGACCUGCUCCAAAAAUCCCAGUGAUCAGCAUACAAACCCCCCCAUCAAACAGCGUGGAGAACGCCCAGAAAAACACACAAGAAUGACGUGAAGCCACAAAGAAAUCUGCUAAAUAAACCUGUAUCGCUCAAUAUUUUCACAUUAACAUGGACCCAAUAACUUUGUGUGGAAGCAUAGAGCUGGUUUCCCAUGAAAGAAAAAAUUCGAACAUAUCACAUUACAACACGUUUUAUAGUGUGAUAUUUUUACUGUAAAAAUAUCACACUAGUUCAGUAGUUUAUCACAUUAUUACAUGAUAGUUUAUUGUAAAAACGUGAAACGUUUCACGUUAUGUUUCAUGUUUUUACGAUGAACUGCCAUUUUAUAGCCGUAAAACUGUGUUAUAACAUGGCACAGGUUUUAAGUUUUUAUGAUAAACUAUAAUGUUCUGAAGCUAUAUGUUUUACAUUUUUCUAAUAAACAGUCACAUUACUUCACA